UGUCCAAGGGUUACGGCUCUACUUAAACCCCCUCCCUCCCUUGAGAACAUUCACUUCCUAAUUUCGUACCUUUUUAUUUCUUAAAUACAAGAUUAACUCCCACGUACUCUCCUACCCUUCUUUCUCUCUAUUCCUCUGUCUUCCUCCUGGUGAAAUUAAUAUUAAGAUCAUCAAAUUAAUUGACGAUGGGUUCUCAAGCAAUGGUGUCUAAGGAACUAUCACAAAUCAUCAAAGGCAAGCGUGCCAAGCGACAAAGGCCAUCUUCGCCACUAACGUUAGCCAUAACUUGUAGCUCAGCUAGCGUCGGGGAAAACGGAGGUGAACGUGGUCAAAGAAUCUACAACAACUCAUCAUCGUCUGAUCCUACCACCUCAGUUAAAUUCACGGGAAGGACAGACGAGGAAGAAGACAUGGCCAAUUGUUUGAUUCUUUUGGCUCAAGGCAAUCGCCAAAACUUCAAAUUAUCUAAGCCCGUGACUACUGCAGCAACAACUAUUACGUUUACCAACAAGGACGCAGGUUUAUAUGCUUAUGAGUGCAAGAUCUGCAACAGGCGUUUCCCUUCAUUUCAAGCGCUUGGUGGACAUAGAGCGAGUCACAAGAAAUCAAGACAGGGUAAUAUUAGUGAAGACAAGAAAGCGUUGGCAGUGACAGUACGGAUGGGUGAUCAAGAGGAAAAUGGAAAUGAUAAUGAUAUGAGCACCGCCCUUUCAUUGCAAAUAGUAAAUGAUGGGGUUCUAUGUAGUAACAAUGUUAAAUCUAAUAAGGUCCAUGAGUGCUCCAUAUGCGGUGAUGAGUUUUCGUCUGGUCAGGCUUUAGGUGGUCAUAUGAGACGGCACAGGGCGUUCGCUCCCACCACAACCGCAACCGCAACAACGUUAACAUCUAGAAGUUUGGAAAGAAGUAAGCCUGAUCAUGAGUCCGAAGAAUCCAAGAAACCAAGAGAUAUCCAACUACUGGAUCUUAAUCUUCCAGCAGCAGAAGAUGAUCUCCGAGAAUCAAAGUUUCACUUUGCGUCCAAGGAACAAGUUCUUGUCUUCACAGCUUCUUCCUUGGUUGAUUGCCAUUACUAAUCACAAUAAAAACAAGCUACUGUUGUUUUAUCGUUUGGGAUGAUUUUCACCCCAAAUUUAAUGGACGAACUUCUUAACUUCAGUUUUACUAUUGUAAUUCAUAUUUGUUCAAUGUUUCAUUCUUUGAAAUGUUUUUCAUUUUGAUCGCAAUUCUUGAAUUAAGUUGGAUUA
Populus trichocarpa (black cottonwood) is the source of this 1244-nucleotide messenger RNA. RefSeq names its product zinc finger protein ZAT5. The transcript has a single exon. Bases 186 to 1073 code for a protein of 295 amino acids. The record is from RefSeq and is a predicted model, not a curated record. NCBI's taxonomy places the organism in Eukaryota, Viridiplantae, Streptophyta, Magnoliopsida, Malpighiales, Salicaceae.